AUGGUUUAUGGAGAGCAAAGGAAUUAUGAUAUGAACUCAAACACAUAUCAUCCAGGUUUGCGUAAUCAUCCAAACUUUCGGUACAGUAAUACUAAUCAAUUGAAUCCUUAUUUUCGGGUACCAAAUCAAGGAAGCCAGCCGUAUCAGAACCGUCAAUCGAAUUAUAAUCAGAAUUACAAUCAAGGAAAUUACAACAAGGGCAACCAAAGAAGUUAUCCGCAACAACAGGAGCAGGGCAAGGCAACUACUUCAAACGAGGAGAUUUCCAAUCGUGAGAUUAUGGAAGUGUUGAAGCAAAUUAAAAAAGACCAAGAAGUGCAAGCUAAAUCUCAUCAAGCAUUGGAAAAGCAAGUCGCCCAAUUGGCGACCGAGAUGGCACAAGGGAGAAAAGAUUCGAGUCGAUUGCCUAGUGAUACCACGAAGAAUCCACAACAUCAAGGGAGCUCGUCUAAUGCCAGAAUUAAUAUGUUGGUUGAGGGUGUCGUGGAGGAGGUUGAUGAGGAAAACGAGUCCGAUGCUGAACAGAGACCUAUUAGCCCUAAAAAGAAUAAAAAAGAAACUCUUGAAAAUAAUAGGGUGAUAGAUACUGAACCGGGUGACAAAAAGGAGAAGGGUAUGGAGUGUAAUACCAUCCCAUUUCCUAAGGCUUUAAUUAAUCCCGAAACAAAAGUUGUUAAUAAACGGGGCCCACAGCAGGAUGAGAUGUGGGAAGUUUUUAAACAGGUGAAAAUUAAUCUUCCGUUAUUAGACGCAAUCAAGCAGGUUCCGGCAUAUGCAAAAUAUUUGAAAGAGCUUUGCACCCAAAAACGACACAAUAAAUUUCCGAAAAAGAUAGCUUUAACCGAAAAAGUUAGUGCCGUUUUGUCGGGUGAUCUUCCACCAAAGCUCCAAGAUCCAGGUGCUCCUCUAAUCCCCAUUCAAGUGGGUGAAUUUAAGAUGAGUCGAGCCUUGUUGGAUUUGGGAGCAAGUGUUAGCAUCCUACCGGGAAGUUUAUACGAUCAAUACAACUUCGGACCACUGAAACAAGCCGACACCACCGUGGUGUUGGCUGACUUGACGUUAAAACUACCCCGAGGGAUCUUGCGUGAUGUCAUUGUCAAAGUUGACGAGUUUUAUUACCCGGUUGACUUUUUGGUUUUAGAUUAUGUGCAAAUUGAAAACACUAAACAACCUAAUGUUAUACUCGGUAGACCAUUUUUAGCAACUGCUAAUGCACUAAUCGAUUGUAGAAAUGGUACGGUCGACAUCACGUUUGGAAAUCGUAAGGUCCGAUUAAAUGCUUUUUCCCGUGCAUCUGAUUCUCUAGUCAAUGAUGAAUGCUUCAUGGCAGACAUUAUUGACGGGUGUUAUCCUCACGAAAGUGGGGAAUGCACUAUAGAGACGUGUUUUGUUUGUGACAGGGAAUUGGCAGAAGCAGAGUUGGAAUUGGAAUAUGUGGAAGAAGAAUUGGAGGUUAUGGCGGCUAGGGAAUUGAAGCCGACUUGGACACAUCAAGUCGAGAAUUUACCGGAUCAUAUUGAUACUCAAUUGAAGCCGUCACUUGAAUCACCUCCACAAGUCGAGUUGAAGACAUUGCCAAAGCAUUUGAAGUAUGCUUUUGUUGGCGACAACAACACCCUACCAGUAAUUAUUACUUCCAAUUUAUCACUUGAACAGGAAAAAGCUUUGAUGGAAGUGUUGAUAGCCAACCGGGCUGCAAUUGGGUGGACAAUCGCUGAUCUCAAGGGGAUUAGUCCAUCGAUAGUUAUGCAUAAGAUCAUCACCGAAGAGGGAGCAAAACCGGCUCGAGAUGCUCAACAAAGAUUGAACCCGAACAUGCGGGAAAUUGUGAAAAAAGGAAGUUUUAAAGUGACGGUGCCUAAAAAGGCGGGCAUCCAGAUUGUUAUAGGUGAAGACGGUAAGGAAGUUGCCACCCGGCCGGUAACCGGGUGGAGAAUUUGCAUAGAUUAUAGAAAGUUGAAUGUUGCAACUUCAAAGGACCACUUCCCACUUCCUUUUAUUGAUCAGAUAUUCAGAUUGUGGAAAAGCUCGCAGAUUGCUAUUCAUCCUGAUGAUCAACAAAAGACUACGUUUACCUGUCCUUACGGUACUUUUGCGUUUAGGCGAAUGCCGUUUGGACUGUGUAAUGCCCCGGCCACCUUCCAAAGGUGUAUGAGAGUUGACAAGAAACCAGUGGCAAUCUACUAUGCGAGCAAGACUCUCGCGGAUGCUCAGUUGAAUUACACCACCACAGAAAAGGAGCUUCUUGCUGUUGUCUAUGCGUUAGACAAAUUUAGACCUUAUAUUUGUGGUAGUAAAGUGAUUGUGUUUUCUGAUCAUUCUGCAAUCAGGUAUCUUAUGGAGAAAAAGGAUGCAAAGCCAAGGCUAAUCAGGUGGAUCCUUUUAUUGCAAGAAUUUGAUUUGGAGAUACGCGAUAAGAAGGGAAGCGAGAACGUGGUGGCAGACCACCUGUUACGAGUGGUGAACGAGAUCGAAGGAACUGAACAUGAUAUUCUGGAAACGUUUCCAGAUGAGCAUUUACUUACUAUUGAUACUCAACCAUGGUUUGCUAACUUUGCUAAUUAUGCUCAUUCAGGUAUCAUCCCGGAUCAUUGGUCGAGAUCUAGGAAGGCACACUUUCUUUCACAAGCAAAGCAGUAUAUAUGGGAUGAACCAGAUCUAUUUAAAGUGGGAGCUAAUCAGAUUAUCCGGAAGUGUGUUGAGGAUGAAGAAAUUCCAUCGGUUUUAUCACUGGUGCAUGAGUCCGCGUGCGGUGGACAUUUCAGUGGACAGAAAACGGCACGCAAAGUGCUAUCAUGUGGGCUAUAUUGGCCUACGGUGUUUAGGGAUUCAUUUGAAUACGCUAAGAAUUGUUUGCGGUGUCAACAAAUGGGUAGCAUUUCGAAACGGGAUGAAAUGCCCAUGCAACCAAUCCUUGUUGUCGAUAUUUUCGACGUAUGGGGAAUUGACUUUAUGGGCCCAUUCCCGAAUUCGUUCGGAAAUCUCUACAUCUUGGUGGCAGUGGAUUAUGUGUCUAAAUGGGUUGAGGCCAUUGCCACCAAGACCAAUGACCAUAAGGUUGUUUGCAAGUUCGUUCAAUCGAACAUUUUUUCAAGAUUUGGAGUCCCUCGUGUGAUCAUAAGUGAUGGGGGGUCUCAUUUCAAAAACUUUAACUUUGGCAAACUCCUUAAGAGAUAUGCUGUUGAUCAUCGAAUUGCCACCCCGUAUUAUCCUCAAACGAGUAAGGAGAGACAGUUGACAUUGGGAGAACUGGAAGAGAUAAGGAAUGAAGCUUAUGACUGUGCUGCUGCAUAUAAGGACAAGAUGAAGAAAGUGCACGACGCGAAGAUUAGGCCGAAAGUGUUUGAAGUUGGCCAGCUUGUUUGGUUAUACAAUUCCAGGUUGAAACUGUUCCCUGGAAAGCUGAAGAGUAAGUGGACAGGGCCUUAUCGUGUGACAAAGGUCGGAAAACACGGUGAUUUUGAGAUUGAGGACUUUGAUGAUCAUAUCCGCCAGAUGGUGAAUGGGCACAGACUAAAACCAUACUUCAAUGCUCGAGAAAUCAACGGUCCUGAGAAAAACGUGGAGGUGCUAUACGUGAGCACCGUCCGCGAAUAUGUUGAUUAA
Molecule: messenger RNA, 3606 nt
Organism: Helianthus annuus (common sunflower)
Lineage: Eukaryota; Viridiplantae; Streptophyta; Magnoliopsida; Asterales; Asteraceae
Exons: 6
Coding region: 1-3606 (1201 amino acids)
Biological process (GO): DNA integration
Molecular function (GO): nucleic acid binding
Source: RefSeq, a predicted model, not a curated record